Messenger RNA from Metopolophium dirhodum (rose-grain aphid), 3794 nucleotides. It is a transcript of the gene AP-1gamma, whose product is annotated as AP-1 complex subunit gamma-1. Gene Ontology annotation, molecular function: clathrin-cargo adaptor activity. NCBI's taxonomy places the organism in Eukaryota, Metazoa, Arthropoda, Insecta, Hemiptera, Aphididae. Gene Ontology annotation, cellular component: membrane coat; AP-1 adaptor complex; Golgi apparatus. The transcript has 17 exons. Bases 510 to 3140 code for a protein of 876 amino acids. The record is from RefSeq and is a predicted model, not a curated record. Gene Ontology annotation, biological process: receptor-mediated endocytosis; Golgi to vacuole transport; intracellular protein transport.
CGUUCACACCUGUUAGAUACAUUUUUCUGAAUUAAAAUCCCAUUAAACGCCACCGUCGACGCAAUAACUAUAACCGACGGUGACGGCGGUAGGUAUUAUCAUGUAAUAGGUGCCGCAGUAGCAGCGGCCUGUCACGUAAUAAUAUUAAUAAUAUUGUAUCUGGACACGUCGAGACAUAUAUUCAAUGAUAUAAUGCGCAUGUGUGUGUAUGUGUGUGUGUGUGUGCUGUCUAUGUGUGCGUGUGUGUACGGUAAUAAAAUAUAAUAAUACGCGGCGGCUGAAUGUUUUCAUGACGACAGUAUGACACGAAUGCAGAAAAACGACGAUAGAUAAGGCCAGAAGGGCCGCCGUCGCAGCCGACGCGUUGUUCGUCGUCGUAUCGUAGACGUAGAUUCGUAGUUUCACACUGUAGAAAAGGACGAAAGGACGCGGGGAAUCACCGCCGUCGUCGUCGUCGAAAGACACUUAGUUCCACACAAAUCGUAUACAGCAUACUUGUCCAUUUCAAAAUGAAUAGCUCCUCAGAUACAGGAUUCAAUCCAGCAUUUAAUAUUGCAACUAUAAGACAAGUAUUCAAUGAAGCUGUUGAAAAAGUUCGUAUGCCAACUCCCAUGCGACUCAGGGAUUUAAUAAGGCAAAUUAGAGCAGCAAGAACAGCAGCUGAAGAAAGAGCUGUUAUCAAUAAAGAAUGUGCAGAUAUUAGAACAUCUUUUCGGGAUGAAGAUAAUGUCUGGAGAUGUCGAAACAUUGCUAAAUUGUUAUAUAUUCAUAUGCUUGGAUAUCCAGCACAUUUUGGACAGUUGGAAUGUCUAAAGCUAAUAGCUUCACCGAGAUUUACUGAUAAACGAAUAGGUUACUUGGGUGCUAUGUUGUUAUUGGAUGAACGACAAGAUGUACAUCUCCUUAUCACAAACUGCUUAAAAAAUGACCUAAAUAGUUGCACUCAGUUUGUUGUGGGUUUGGCAUUAUGUACCCUUGGUGCUAUUGCAUCACCAGAAAUGGCUAGGGAUCUUGCCACCGAAGUAGAACGUUUAAUGAAAUCACCUAAUACAUAUAUUCGGAAAAAAGCAGCUUUGUGUGCAUAUAGAAUUGUUCUCAAAGUCCCUGAACUAAUGGAAAUAUUUUUGCCAGCCACUAGAUCAAUGCUUUCAGAAAAAAAUCAUGGCGUACUUAUUACCGGUGUAACAUUAAUAACUGAAAUGUGUGAACGAAGUAUUGAUACCUUACAGCACUUUAAAAAGGUUGUGCCAAACUUAGUAAGAAUCUUAAAAAACCUAAUACUUGCUGGCUAUUCACCUGAACAUGAUGUUUCUGGAGUGAGUGAUCCUUUCUUACAAGUAAAAAUACUGAGAUUGCUUAAAAUACUUGGUAAAAAAGAUCCAGAGGCUUCUGAAACUAUGAAUGAUGUCCUUGCACAAGUAGCCACAACAACUGAAACAAAUAAAAAUGUUGGUAACACAAUUUUAUAUGAAACUGUGUUAUCAAUUAUGGAUAUUAAGUCUGAAUCCGGGCUCAGGGUGCUAGCCAUUAAUAUUUUGGGUAGAUUUUUGUUGAACACAGAUAAAAAUAUCAGAUAUGUUGCUUUGAACACACUUCUAAAAACUAUUCAUUUAGACAUGACUGCAGUUCAAAGACACAGAACUACUAUAAUUGAGUGUCUUAGACAAGACCCAGACGUAUCUAUAAGAAGACGAGCACUAGAGUUAAGCAUAGCUUUAAUUAAUUCUCAUAAUGUAUUGACUAUGACUAAAGAGUUACUUGCAUUUUUGGAAACAUCUGAACCUGAAUUCAAAGCUCAGUGCUCUUCUAGCAUUGUGUUAGCAGCUGAAAAAUUUGCACCCAAUACUCGAUGGCAUUUAGAUACUUUAAUAAAAGUUCUUGUUGCAGCUGGUAAUUACGUAAGAGAUGAUGUCGUAUCUAGUACAAUACAAUUAGUUUCUGAAUCUGGUGCUCAACAUGGCGGUUAUAUGGCUUCAAAACUAUGGGUAGAAUUGGAAAAAGACACAAGUGAUAAACAACCAUUGAUACAAGUGUCAACAUGGACGAUUGGAGAAUUUGGUGACAUGUUAUUACAACAAUCUGAUGAACAUGCUGUAACUGUCAACGAAGAAGACAUAUUAAGAGUAUACCAUAAAUUAAUGUGGAGUCCUCAAAAUAAUAUUAUCACAAAACAGUAUACAUUAAAUUCACUUAUGAAAUUAAGCACCCGUAUCAAAGUUAAUGUAGAUAAAAUACAUGAAAUGGUAGCAUCAUUUACAACACAUAUGCAUACUGAUUUGCAACAACGUGGAAUUGAAUACAAUCAGCUGUUCAACAGAUACGACCCAAUGCGAGAAGGUCUAUUAGAAAGAAUGCCUGCUAUGGAGUCAAAUAGAACUCAACAAUCACAAUGGAAUGAAACUAUUGAAAAUAUUCCAUCACCAAAUGAUUUACUUGUCACUGAUAUGACAAAUACUGAGACUACUAGUGAUUCUAAUGCAUUGUUAGUAUUACUAGAGGGUUCAAAUGGGGACACAGAAUUGAUUCCAAAUCAAAACCCUUCAAUAAUGCCAACCAUGAAUACUGAUACUCAAGAUUUGUUGGAUCUCUUAGGUGGUUUAGAUUUAAAUAACGAACCAAUGCAACCAUUGAACAAUCUUCCGUCGGAAAUUAGUUCAACUAAUGGAUUAAUUGAUACUACAAAUCAUAUAUUUGACUCAUUGAGUCUAGCAGAAGCGCCAAUUGUUAGCACCAACAAAGUUAAAAGCCCAGGAACUGUGACUGCGUAUGACCAAAACAAUUUACUAAUAACAUUAUUAGUUGAAAGGGAUCAGAUGAACAUAGAUUCAAACACGGUGAAUAUGACUGCUUACAAUAGUGGUACAUUUACCAUCAACGAAUUUCUUUUUCAAGCAGCUGUCCCUAAAACUUUCCAAUUACAAAUGUUACCUCCAUCGUCAAAUGUAAUUGAACCUGGUUCAUCUUUGACACAAUUAAUGCGAGUAUCAAAUGUAUCAAAAAGCCAGCUAAGAAUGAGAAUUCGGUUAUCAUAUACUGCCAAUGGUGUACCAAUUCAAGACCAAACCGAAGUGAAUAAUUUUCCUACCCCACCAGAUACAUUUGGAACAUCAACAUUAGAUCUUUGGUCCGAAAACCAAUGACAUAAAGUAUUAAUGGCCAUUGGCUAAAAAGAAUAUAGCAGUAGGUUUGAGUUGUAUGUGUUUCAAUGUGAUAUGUGUUUUAUUUUUGUCAAUUUUUUAAGAAAAAAUUGAACUUUUACAUCUAUCAAUGACACAAAUCAUUGUUUUAAGUGUUAAUUUUAAUUUUUAAAAUAACACGGUACAGUAACUAUGACUUUUAACCAAUUGUAUUGUACUUAAAACUUGUAUUAUUAGCUCACAGUAUUAUGAAUCAAUGUUUUUGUUUACAUUAGUUCUCAAAAUAAAAUUGUAUUGAUAGUAGUAAUAAUUGUUGAUGUUUGUGAUAAUUUUUAAACUGCACAUUCUAUUAUUUUUAUUUCGGUUGUAAAUCAAAAUCCGGUUGUGAACUCCUAAUAAUAUGUAACAUUUUGGUUCACACUUACGAAUAAUUUCGUAUAAAUAUUUAAACAUGCAUUCAACUUUUUUUUGUAUCUAUGUCUAUUCUUUUCUGCACUACUCGUAGAUGCAUAAAAUAUUAUUCAUUACUAUAUAAUAUGUAUAUUAAAUAAUAACUUGUUAAUAAAAUGUUUAUUUUAUUGUUAACUAUAUAAAUUAUUAUGCAUUGUAUUAUUAUUAUUAUUAUUAUUACAUUAAUAAAAUAAUGUAUUAAUUUGA